AUGAAGACCGCCUUUGCUGUUGGCCUCGGCCUCCUCUCCGCCACCCAGGCCCUUCCCUCGACCCGAGUCACAACCCGGGCGACAGGGCCAUCCACCACGGAUGGCACCCGCUUCUCCAUCGACGGCGAGACAGGCUACUUUGCCGGCACCAACUCGUACUGGAUUGGCUUCUUGACCAACAACGCCGACAUCGAUACCACCCUUGACCACAUCUCGGAGUCAGGACUCAAGAUUCUACGCGUCUGGGGUUUCAACGAUGUCAACACCAAGCCCGGCACCGGCACCGUCUGGUAUCAACUCCUCUCGGCCUCCGGGUCCGAGAUCAACACCGGCGCUGACGGCCUCGAGCGGCUUGACUACGUCGUUCAGUCGGCCGAGCAGCGUGGCGUCAAGCUCAUCGUCAACUUUGUCAACAACUGGGACGACUACGGCGGUAUGAACGCUUACGUCAAGGCCUUUGGCGGCACCAAGGAAGGCUGGUACACCAACGCGAAUGCUCAGGCCCAGUAUAAAAAGUACAUCGAGGCUGUUGUCUCCCGCUAUGCCUCGUCCGACGCCAUCUUCGCCUGGGAGCUGGCCAACGAAGCCCGCUGCAACGGAUGCGACACCGACAUCAUCUACCAGUGGGCCACCGACACCUCGGCUUACAUUCGCAGCUUGGAUGCCACGCACAUGAUCACCCUGGGUGAUGAGGGCUUUGGUCUGCCGGGUGAUACCUCCUACCCGUAUACAUACGGUGAGGGUGUUGACUUCGUCAAGAAUUUAGGCAUCAAGGAUCUUGACUUUGGAACCUUCCACCUGUACCCCGACAGCUGGGGUGUCCCGACUUCGUUUGGCGAUGGCUGGAUCUCAAACCACGCGGCAGCGUGCAAGGCCGCCGGCAAGCCAUGCCUUCUCGAGGAGUAUGGCUCCAACGCCAGCUGCGACAUCCAGGCGCCCUGGCAAAAGACCUCACUCUCGCUCGCCGCUGACGGCAUGUCGGCGGACCUGUUCUGGCAGUGGGGUGACAACCUCAGCAAUGGCCAAACGUCGAACGACGGCAACACUAUCUACUAUGGUUCGGAUUUGGCUACCUGCUUGAUCACCAACCACGUUGCGGAUAUCAAAGCCGCUGCUUCGUCGUGA
Dichotomopilus funicola is the source of this 1125-nucleotide messenger RNA. Its product is annotated as glycoside hydrolase superfamily. Lineage: Eukaryota; Fungi; Ascomycota; Sordariomycetes; Sordariales; Chaetomiaceae. The record is from RefSeq and is a predicted model, not a curated record. The transcript has 3 exons. Gene Ontology annotation, molecular function: mannan endo-1,4-beta-mannosidase activity. Bases 1 to 1125 code for a protein of 374 amino acids.